AUCUAUCUUCCCGCUGGGUCUACUUGUUGGACACAUUACACGAGGCAGCCCAUUCUCAUCACGUUUCUUGAGAUCAAAGAAGACUGCUCCGAGUCUCACCAAGGCUAUGUCUUCUACUGAACCUCAUGAAUUCGGUUUGCUCACAAUUCUGGAUGGACUCCCUGAAUGCAGUGUCGCUUCUCUGUCCCCAGGCCGGGCUGCGUAUUGGCCUACUACUUUCCAUCUCCCGCACAUUCCUCGCUCAAGCAUUCACCGAUGAAGAUGAUAUUCCGUCGCCUUCCUAAGGAGUACAGCUCCGAAUCAUCAUCCACUACAGCUACGUCUGAUAAACCAGCUGCCAAACAGUCGCGGAAGGGAUUUGGUCAGAAAGUUAACAACCUCACGAGACGUAUCAAACGCCGCCUUUCGAGACGUUCCGAGUCUUCGAGCCUGGGGGUUAUACAAUCCGCGCAAGAAGGACCCACAUCGAGCACUAUCAACCAGGUUCCAGAGGCAGCGAGCGAUGCUGUUGCGAAGGACGAGCACGACGAGAAUCGAGUGUCCGCAGGAUCCCCUGUGAAGCACAAGAAGCUCGAAAAGGCGAAGAAAGUCCUCAAAGUUACAGCAUCCGCGCUCAUACUGGUCGCAGAGGCAGUUUCUGCUAUUGGUGAUAUAUGCCCGCCGGCCAAGGCAGCUGCAGGUGGUCUGCUACACGUUGAUAGUGUCGUCCGGUUAGAAACUUUAAGAAGAUAAAGAAGAGAAUAAAAAACUAUUUUCCUGGAUUGAAGGGCAUGGCAAGGAGCUAGAGGCUAUAGUUUCCUCUGAAGCUAGCUUGCGUAACGAGCCUGAGGAACAUAUUAUCACAUUCAAUUCCAUUCUUGUCCAGGCAGCAGAUGACGUUUCAUUGGACUUGCAGCGCAAUUGGUUCGUUCGCUGGAUCGAGUUACACAACCGAUCUUUACAGCGCCGUCGCAUCCGUGCCACCGUUUCAGCUGCCGUUAGAGACUUCAAGCAUGUAAUUUGUACAACGGCUCCUAUCAAGAGCUCCCUGACCAACACACCUAUUUCGGAUUACGUAGUUCAAAUUAAAGAGAUUAAUAUGAAGUUAUCAGGCCUCGUUUCGAUGAACCUUGUUUCUCACAGCUUUUUUCUUUUAGAUCCGUUCUGCGAGCUGCCGAAAAAUGACCAUAUUCUCAUGAUCCAAACUCCCCAAACGGCUCCAUAG
Fomitiporia mediterranea MF3/22 is the source of this 1204-nucleotide messenger RNA. RefSeq lists its product as uncharacterized. The record is from RefSeq and is a predicted model, not a curated record. The coding region runs from base 166 to 732 and encodes 188 amino acids. NCBI's taxonomy places the organism in Eukaryota, Fungi, Basidiomycota, Agaricomycetes, Hymenochaetales, Hymenochaetaceae. The transcript is spliced from 5 exons.